Durusdinium trenchii is the source of this 1428-nucleotide messenger RNA. The record is from the annotation of a GenBank genome assembly. Lineage: Eukaryota; Dinophyceae; Suessiales; Symbiodiniaceae.
GUUUGAACCUUCUUGAGCCGCCCUCGGAGAUGUGAAUUGGCGCUUGACCACAAAUCUGGAUGGAGAGACUUUCAUCGGUCACCUCCACGGGGAGGUCUGUGCUGAGCCAUUGGGGCUUUGCUCGGGCUCAUUCAAAGUUGCUUCAUCGAAAGCUUUCCAUUGGAGGUGGGGCCAGAAGUGGUGCAGCACAAAGUUCUGCAGGAGGACUGUCAAUCUUGGCCUUUGUUGGGGUGCUGCCCAGCCUGAGCAAGAAGCGAGAGCGAGGGCGAAGGAAACUGGGAAGAUGUUCCGGAGGUGGCCUUUCAACCACAUGGGUCAGCGGUAUCCGAGAUAUUGCAGAUCAAUAUGACGCCUUCAUUUUGGAUUUGUGGGGCGUGGUUCACAAUGGGGCAGUGGCAUUUCCUUGGGCAAAAGAGACCCUGAUGGAGCUCAAACGGCUGAGGAAGCCGGUCCUCUUUCUCUCCAACUCCUCCCGUCGCCGCGAAACCAACAGCGCCGCCUUGGAGAAGCUGGGUGUUGGCCCCGACCUUUACGUUGACCUCAUCACCAGUGGAGAGGUCAGCUGGAGGAUUUUGGCAGGUGCAUGCGACGUCAUGGACCACAUCACCACGAUCAAGGAGGCAAAGAACAUCCUUACCUUUGGAAAUGGCAGUGAUGAUGUUGAGUACAUGCGAGCGCUGAAGGAGAAGAACGUUGCAGCUGAUGCGGCGGAGGCGGACUUACUGCUGGCGCGAGGCUGCUUCAGUCUUUAUGGUCCAGAGGUUAAGCAGGCAAGUUGGGAGGACUUGCCUGUGCCACUGCGAUCAUCCAGACCUACCACAGAUCAUGUGAUCCAGGUGGUGCCCGUGUAUAUCGAUCAUGUUGAGGAUUUUGACGCUCAACUUCGCCUGGCCGCAGCUGGACGUGUGCCGAUGCUGGUUGCGAACCCCGAUGUGGUACGGCCUGAUGGAAACGACAGCCCCAUGCCUGGAAGGCUGGCGCAGCGCUACCGAGAAUUGGGUGGGCCUGAUCCAACCUUCGUGGGAAAGCCAUACGCAGAGGUCUUCCAAUUAGCACUUGAACGGUUGCAGGAGGCCGGCGUGCCUGCCACAGCUCGAGUUUGUAUGGUGGGGGAUAGCGUUCGUCAUGACGUGCGCGGUGCUUGUGCUGCUGGCCUUGAUGUUGUGCUCCUGUGCAGUGGUGUGCACAGUGAAGCACUUGGUCUCGAGCAAGCCCCAGCUCCGCCACGUCGGCCAUCAGAAGAGAGUUUGCGGGGGUUCUUGGGUGCUUUGCCCCCGGAGGAGACCCCAACCUACGUGACCGCGGCACUGGCCUGGGGCGAGGUGGAGGAUGGGCGGGUUUCAGAGGAGAGUGAGGUAGCGGUUUGUGGCUUAGCCUGUGUGGACAUUGCCCAGGAAGUGGAGGCAUUCCCAGCAGCAGAUGCCAAGG